GAGCCAAUGAAGGUACUUUAUUACCCAGAUUACCAUCUGAACCCGGGAUGACAUUACUAACUAUCAAAAUAGAAAAAAUUGGUCUUAAAGAUGCUGGGCAGUGCAUUGAUCCCUAUAUCACAGUUAGUGUGAAAGAUCUCAAUGGGAUAGAUCUUACACCUGUACAGGACACCCCAGUUGCUUCAAGGAAAGAGGACACUUACAUUCAUUUUAAUGUGGACAUUGAAAUUCAGAAACAUGUUGAAAAAUUAACAAAAGGUGCAGCUAUUUUCUUUGAAUUUAAACACUAUAAACCCAAGAAAAGGUUCACCAGCACAAAGUGCUUUGCUUUUAUGGAGAUGGAUGAAAUUAAAGCUGGACCAAUUGUUAUAGAACUGUACAAAAAACCCACUGAUUUCAAGAGGAAGAAACUUCAGUUGUUGACCAAGAAGCCACUUUAUCUUCAUCUUCAUCAAACACUGCACAAAGAGUGACUUUUGUGAACUGAACCACUUGCCACAAAAUCAUAGUAGCUGCAUAUGUAGCACUUGUCUUUCAGGAGGAAGGAAGAAUUGGAUGCAUUUACCUUGUGGUCACAAAUGACCAUCAAUGCUGCACAGCAGUGGAUCAGCAGCCACACUCUGCAUCCAAGCCAAGUCUCUUUGGAAUGUAUAUUUUUUAUCUCAGAUGUUCCAAAGUGUGUUGCAAGUUUUUCAUAAAUGGGCCGGUUAUUAAAUUCAGUUCUGUAACUUGAUUUCUACAGUUAUAUCAGAACUCUUAAUUAAAGCAGUUGAAGAAUCCUCAUCUGCCGAACCUUAAUACAGCAAUAAAGAUAUGCCAGUAUCAAAAAACGUUUAAUCUUCUACUGUAUUUUGUUUGUAUCAUUUUACUAAGUUCAUUAAAUUUAUAACGUAUUAUUAU
Thamnophis sirtalis is the source of this 900-nucleotide messenger RNA. The record is from RefSeq and is a predicted model, not a curated record. NCBI's taxonomy places the organism in Eukaryota, Metazoa, Chordata, Lepidosauria, Squamata, Natricidae.